Molecule: messenger RNA, 3732 nt
Organism: Scomber japonicus (chub mackerel)
Lineage: Eukaryota; Metazoa; Chordata; Actinopteri; Scombriformes; Scombridae
Gene: maml1
Product: mastermind-like transcriptional coactivator 1
Exons: 7
Coding region: 448-3681 (1077 amino acids)
Biological process (GO): positive regulation of transcription of Notch receptor target; Notch signaling pathway
Cellular component (GO): nuclear speck; nucleoplasm
Molecular function (GO): transcription coactivator activity
Source: RefSeq, a predicted model, not a curated record
GUUAAAACAAUAGAAGCAGAAUAGAAGUAGGAAUAGAAGCAGAAUAGAGGCAGUAGAGUUUAGCCCUGUUCUUCGCGCUGGAGCUCGUAUAUACCCGGCUCAGGCUGGGCCCGGGAGUAGGGGGUGGGGGCUUAUCGGCGCCGUGAGCUCGGAGAUUGAAGUAAAGAAAGAGAGAAAAAUAUGAUUUAUUUACGUUAGCGGCUAGUGGCUAACGGUUAGCAGCUAACGGCUAACUAGCAGCUAACGGAGCUAACGGCUAUAACGGCUACAGGCGGAGGAUCAGCUGUUGGCAGCCGGAUCACACAUGAAGGCCAUUAGCAAGACAAAGGUCGCCUCCAUGGAGCCAGCAGAGUCUUUGUAGAAGGGCGAGGGGGGGUGAAAAACAGCCAGAUUCAGCAUUUUAUGGACGAAACCUGAGCCUGGGAGUUUACUACAAGGUCUUUAUUGAUGAUGGCGGAUUUUGUUACACCGCGACACAGCGCGGUGAUGGAGAGGCUCCGCCGGAGGAUCGAGCUCUUCAGGCAGCAUCACAACAGCUGUGAGACCCGCUACGAGGGAGCCACGCUGGAGAGGCUGGAGCUGGAGAGGCAGCAGACCUUCACCCUGCACCAACGCUGCCUGCAGGCCAAAGCCAAGAGGUCCAACAAGCACCGGCAGCCCCAGCAGCCCAGCAGUGACCAGACCGGACAGAGAGGAGGAGGAGGAGGAGGCGCAGGAGGAGGAGGAGGAGGAGGCGCAGGAGGAGGAGGCGCAGGAGGAGGAGGAGGCAGCACGGACCUGGGAGACAGCGGAGGGACAGCAGCGGAGCAGAGCCGGAACAGCACACUGAUAGCGCUGCAGGAGACGGUGAAGAGGAAGUUGGAGAGCGCCAGUUCUCCGCUGGGCAGAGAUCAGGUGAACGGUUACGGCGACGGUUUCCCCCCCAACAAGAAGGCGUGUCUGGACAACGGCAACGGCUCCCCGCUCGACUCCAAGCUCGGCAUCACCGACUCGCUCAUCUCCAACGGGACGCACCCGCCGGCCGACUCCUCCGACGGCGGCGAGCCCGAGUUCCACCGCAAGGAGAUGAAGCAGGAGCCGGACGACAUCCUGCCCAUCAUGCCUCCGUCGGGGGGGGGCAACAACAACAGCCUGUUCCCCGACCUCAACCUGAACGAGCAGGAGUGGAGGGAGCUGAUGGAGGAGCUCAACUGCUCCGUGGCCUACGAGGACAUCCAGGACAUCCUCAACGACGGCUUCGAGGACCGCAAGGACCCGCUGGAGCUGGCCCCGACUCCUGGUGGGGCCGGAGCCGUGGGAGGAGGAGCGGCGGGUGGGGGGGGGCAGUCCUCCCAGGGCCUCCUUCCUAUGGAGUUGAGUAACGUGAAGACGGAGUACUCCCCCGCCUCCUUCGAGCAGGUGCAGGACUCUCGCACCGGCUCCCCCCACGUCAGGUCCACGUCCUCCGGGCCUCCUCCUCACCCCACCAGCUCCCCCGUCGCCUCCUCCUCCGCCUCCUCCCCGGCUAUGGCUCCGUCCCAGCCGGCUCCUCCGCCCAGGCAGCUCCAACCACCCCCCAACCACCUCCUCCCGCCGGGCCCCCCGGUGCCCAAAGACCUGUCCCCCGCCCAGCAGCUCCAGCAGCUGGCGGCCCAGCAGCAGAGAGCGCAGCACCUCCACAGCCAGCUGCAGCACAAACAGCCGCAACCGGGGGCCAAGUUCCACCCGCAGGGGCCUCACGCCCACCCCCAGGCGUGGUCCCAGAUGGCCAACCCCUCACAGAGCCCACUAGGGGGCCCGUUUGGCAUGGACAAACCCACGAGCCCCUCCCUGUACCCGCAGGACUUCAACCCCAACGCCCAGAAGCAGCUGCUGAUGUCCGGUCAGGCCAAUAAAAGCUCUCCCAAAGCGGGGGCCGGCGGCUACAUGCCGGGGCCCGCCGGACACCCCAACAUGCUGGGCCACCCGGCCCCGGGGCCGCCGCUCGGCCACCCGCCGGCCCCGGGGGCCCAGGCCUCCGCCGCCAUGCUGAACUACAACAACACCAAACCUCUGUCGCACUUUGAGGCGGGGCCCGGCCCCCGAGGACCCCCCAACACUCAGAGCCAGAACAAGGCGGCUCUGCUGUCGCUGCUCAGACAGCAACAGAUGAAACAGAAGACUAACAUGAACUUCACCCGCCAGCAUUUACCACACACACAGGACCAGAACAGCUACCCUGCUCCUCCACACGGUCCCGGUCCCGCUAACACCAUGACGUCGGCUCCCGGUAACAACACCAUGACAGCCCAGCCCGGGGCCAACGCCAUGGCCGGUAACCAUGGUAACGCAGCGUACCUGAACAGCCAGGCGGCGGUGGCAGCAGCACUGAAACAGCAGCAGCAACAACAACAGCAUCAGCAGCAGAUCCUGGAGCAGCAGAAGCAGCAGCAGCAGCAGUACAUGCAGAGGCAGCAGAUCAUGGUUGAACAGGAGAAGCAGCGGCAGCAGGACCAGCAGCUGCAGAGACACCUGACCCGCCCCCCCCCUCAGUACCAGGACCAGCCGGGACAGCCGGCCAAUCAGAACCCUUUCCCCCAGCAGCCAGUCAACCAGUUUACAGCUUCCUCUCAGCCAAUGGGCAGCGUCGGCUCGAUGGGAGGUCCCGCCUCCGGCUCCCAGCGCAUGUUUCCUCAGAACCAAGGCAUGCUGGGAAUGGCGCUGGCUCAGGGGGGGGGCCCGGCAGGCGUAGCCCCGCCCCCGACAGGAAGUCAGGCUGACCUCAGUCUGGCGUCCUGCGGCGGGGGGGCCGGGGGGGGCGUGGACGUACAGCAGGUGCUUUACAACAACAUGAACCUUCACCCCUCCCACCAGACCCACGCACCCCCCCACUCCCACCAGACCCACGCACCCCCCCCAUCCCACCAGACCCACGCGCCUCCCCCCUCCCACCAGACCCACGCACCCCCCUCCUCCCACCAGGCCCACGCGCCCCCCCAGCCGGGCCUGCAGCGGCAGAACCUGGGCGCCAUGUCUGCCUCCUACAGGCAGAACCUGCUGCAGCAGCACCUGAAGCAGCCGCCCAACGCCGCAAUGCUGAAGCAGCAGCUGGCCGCCCGCAUGCCGGGCGCCAUGCAGAACAGUCUGGGGGGGAACCUUCCCGGGUCCAUGCCGGGCGCCAUGCAGGGGGGGGGUCAGAGCGCCGCCUGGCAGCAGCAGCUGUCUAACCAGCCUUCCUCCGCUAACGCCUUCCCCUCCAACGCCAACGCCUUCCACCUGCAGCAGGCGCGACUCUCCAAAAUGCAGCCGGCCGGCUUCGGGGCGGGGGGGCGGCCGAUGGGAGGCAUGACCCCCGCCCAGCAGAUGAUGCAGACUAACAUGGCCGCCGCCCAGCAGAGGGCGCCGCCCGCCCCUCAGAGCCUCGGCCAACCCAUGGCCAAUCAGCAACAGGCUCAGCAGCAGCAGGCCAAUCAGAGCCAGGCCGUGCUACCCGACCUGGCGGCGUUCGGACAGCCGCCCGGCAACGGUCGCCAGGGACUGCAGUGUAACCAAGGUUACCAGGUGAGCAGGACAGCCAAUCAGCAGCAGCAGCAGGUGUCGUUCGGGUACAACGUGGCGGCGGGAAGUUUUGCCCCCGAGAGCGAGCUGGUCGACUCGCUGCUGAAAGGUCAGAGCCAGGAAUGGAUCGCCGACCUGGACGAGCUGCUCGCAUCACACCACUGACCUGCUGACCCCGGGUCACCUGACCUGACCUGCUGACCCCGGGUCACCUGA